GCGGCGGCGGCGGCGUACAAAACGCUGCGAUCGGCCUCCCGUGGGCUUAGUUUGUGAGACGCUCCCGAAGCGACAAGUAGUUGGUAGCGAAGAUCGGCGAAGAGCGGCAGGCAACGCAACUGCACGCGCUGCACCAUCGAAUCCCACAGAUACAAGGCAGUGGACAGAAUAUCCCAGCGGAAAAAAUAUCAUUUCAUUUUCGUUUUCACUUUCAUGUUUAUUUUAACUUGGGCGCUUUCGGUUCGAAAACAACAAGCGCGUAGUAAAAGCAGAGCGAGGAAAACGUGUCGCCGUCCGUCAAAAGUGAAGCGCUCCCAUGUGCUGCACUACCAAUUGAAAAACAUAAACAGAAAAUAGGCGCAGAAUACAGAAACUAUAGAUGAACAGCCGCUGCAGGAGCAAAGCGCCCUCCCAAAAAAUACAAAUAUAAGCAAUAUAGCGACCUGCAGUCGAGGGCGAAAGUGAAAGUGUGCAGCUACGUACAUAUAUAUCGAUCGAGCUCUUAUCUACAGCACCUCGCCCGAAGUGAAUGCACUGCAGCGAAUCGGAGCCACCACACUUGGUUCCUAAGCCCGGACCGUAUCAGAAUUCAAGUCCGUAGAGCUGUUUUGCACGAGUUCGAAAAUAGAUUUCACCGCCAAGCCAUUCAAGUUCAGUGGCAGCGACAAAUCUGCAAAUCCUCCCGAGCAAACUGCACCAUUCGUCCGCCUCAUACAACAUCAUUAUCAACGCAGCGGAUUCGGAUUUAGAACACCCCAAGUAGCAGUUGGCGGUCAUGACUCGAUCCAAGGAGAAUCCGGAGAAGAGCCGCGAGGCGAUCAGCGAGGAGGGCAUGAAGGAUCUGCUCACCAAGCAGCUGGAAGUCGUGGGCAGUGGAGGCGCAUUUGUGUGGGCGAUCUUCUUCCUGUGCGUCACCCCCAACAUACUGAAUGGCUUCCAUGUCUCGUCCUACACUCUGCUGGGCCACCUGCCCGAUGACCAGUGGUGCGGCAUUCCGGAGCUGCAGGACACCAACUGGACGCUGGCCCAGAGGCGGGAGAUCGUCGGCAAGGGACUGGAGACGGGCGGUUGCACCGUGUGGGACUGGAACUAUGGCCACCUGGCCAAGAUGUCCUACGAGGCGGCCCUGAACUACACCAGCCAUCUCUCGCAGAUUGCCCAGCCGGCGGAGGUGUCCUGCCGCGUGAAGGGACAACAUGAGUUCGCCCAUCCGGAGACCACCUUCGUUGCGGACUGGGAUCUCACCUGCGACCGGAGCAUCCAGCGUACCUCCGCCCAGGUUUCCAUUUCGCUGGGCAAGUUCUGCGGAUCCUUCUCCUUUGGCAUUCUGGCCGACAAAUUUGGUCGCAAGACCUCAUUCACCCUGGGCGCUGCCUUCUUCAUUGUGGGCAGCUUUUUCUGUACCUUCUCGCCCUGGUACAGCCUCUUCCUGGCAGGACGUUUCGCCCUGGGCGCAGCCUCCUCCGGUCUGUUCUAUCCAGCAUUUACCAUGAUUGUGGAGAACAUCUGCUUGAAGCAUCGCUCCUGGAUGUCCAUUGCCUUCUCGGCCUCCUAUCCGGUGGGCAUGAUUAUCCUGGCCAUUGUGGGCUACAUCAUCCAGCCAUGGAGGCAUCUGCAACUGGCUCUCACCAUUCCCUCGCUGCUGCUCAUUCUAAACUGCUACUUGAUGUGUGAGUCCCCGCGCUGGCUGAUCACGAAUCAAAGAUAUGAUCGCGUCUACAAGAUUCUCUUCAGGCAGCCCAGCCACUACCAAGUUCAGCCAGCCGUUGCAGCUCCAUCUCAAGUCGCCAGCGAUAAGAAGUCGCUGGAGCCGGAAGAGGCACUCUCCUUUGGUCAGAAGCUCAAGAACGGUCCCCUCAAGUCCAUCAUCGAGCUGUAUGCCAAUGCCAGGGUGCGCAGGAUGAUUUUCGCCUCGUACUUCAUGUUCUGCGUCACUUCGCUGAGUUACUAUGUGACGGCUCUCAAUGCCGCCAAUCUGUCGGUAUCCAGGUACCUCUACAUCGUGGGCACCGGUCUGGUGGAUAUACCCUCCUAUCUCGUCCCUGUGAUAAUGCUCCGCUUCACGGGCCGUCGCCUCACCACCAUGUUCCUGUUCCUGUGGACGGGCGUGUCCUUGCUGCUGGUCCUUGCUGUGCCCGCCGGCAGCACCACCUGGAUCGUGGCCUUCGCCAUGCUGGGUCGCUUCGGCAUUAGUGCCACCUACUCCGUGGUCACUCUCUAUACAGCCGAGCUGUAUCCCACCCAGAUACGCAACUCCGCACUGGGAACCUGCUCCACCUUCGCCCAUGUGGGCUCCAUUUCGGCACCGUACGUGGUCGAUGUCCUCGGAGCUCUGGGCUGGUACAUUCCAACAACGAUUUGCGGCUGCUGCGUUCUAGUAGCUGGCCUCCUGACUCUCACACUUCCGGAAACGGGAACGGGAAAGCUGUCCGACAAAGUGGAGAGCAGUGCGUCCUCCACUCCGACGGAGCCGGCCGAGAAACAGUGAUGACAGCAGUAGGUAAGGUCCAUUUUCCACGACACGAUUUGUCAGCAGUGCAGAUGGAAACCCUUUAAAUUGAUUAACUACUUUUUAAGGAAUACCAAAAUAGCUAUUACACCUAAAAACUUCUGUACCUCCAGGCAGCUUUCGCUAUUUAAAAUGUUUUACAAUCGGAAAACACGUUUAAGAAAACUAUUAAUGGUUGAGAGCGAAGUGCUCUAAAGAAAAAACAGAACUGAUAAGCAAAGUCGUGAAAAUGGUUAGUUAGUCUAAGAUAAAUCUAGCUAUAUAAUACCUACAGUAAUUAAGCGUAAGUUGUUAGUUUCUGCUAUUCCUGCAUUGUUUAAGUGAAUAUUCAUAUAUGUUUUUCUGUUUGAUACCGCACAAUAAAUAUACUAUUUAUACGUGAUC
This is a messenger RNA of Drosophila erecta, 2893 nucleotides long. RefSeq names its product organic cation transporter protein. Gene Ontology annotation, cellular component: membrane. Lineage: Eukaryota; Metazoa; Arthropoda; Insecta; Diptera; Drosophilidae. The record is from RefSeq and is a predicted model, not a curated record. Gene Ontology annotation, biological process: transmembrane transport. Bases 776 to 2488 code for a protein of 570 amino acids. The transcript has 7 exons. Gene Ontology annotation, molecular function: transmembrane transporter activity.